AUGGUGUCUGCUGCUGGAUGGAGCGAAGAAACAAGUCCCGCUGGUAGGUCACAGCUAGCUGCGGCAUUCGUCGAGAGUGAAACGAGAUCGUUGCGGGUGACUGGAUACGUACGCGAGACCGACCGGGCGCCGUACCCCGCAGCCACCGCCGCCGCCACCACCGCCGCAGCAGCAGCUUCUGCCAUUCCCAUAACUAUCAAGAACUGCAUUAAUUCGUCGUUGCGAGACACGCUCUCGACACGACUCAGCCCUCGCUACGAUGUUAGAAAUCGUCGACGUUUCCGCUAA
This is a messenger RNA of Necator americanus (New World hookworm), 288 nucleotides long. RefSeq lists its product as uncharacterized. NCBI's taxonomy places the organism in Eukaryota, Metazoa, Nematoda, Chromadorea, Rhabditida, Ancylostomatidae. The record is from RefSeq and is a predicted model, not a curated record. The transcript has a single exon. The coding region runs from base 1 to 288 and encodes 95 amino acids.